AUGCAGAGGGAAUUGCACAUCCAGUACAAGGUGAAGGGUAUUCCCCUGUUACUGAUCUUAGACAGCGUCACAGGAGAAGUAGUUUGUAAGAAUGCUGGCAAUGAACUCAAGACUGAUCCAGAAGGAAAGAAGUUCCCAUGGAAGCUCAGGCCAUUGAGUGAUAUCCUUGCAGGAAAUGUUAUAGACAAUGAGAUGAAGACUCUCUCGCUGGAUAAUUUAAAAGGCAAGGUUCUAGGAAUAUAUUUCUCAGCUCACUGGUGCCCGCCAUGCAAAACAUUUACUCCAGUUUUGAAGGGUACAUAUGAAAAGAUCAAGGAAACUGGACAGCCUUUUGAGAUCAUCUUUGCUACCAAAGACCAAAAAGAAGACUCGUUCAAGAGUUACUUUGCUGAGAUGCCCUGGCUAGCGUUUCCAUUUCAAGAUGAACGUAUCGAGGAGCUAUCUAAAUCAUUAUCUGUCUUAGGCAUACCUAUGUUAGUUAUCAUAGAUGCCGAAGGAAAGCUCAUUACAACAGAGGGCAGAGGAAGUGUUAUGCAAGAUCCUGAGGGAAAGAAUUUUCCAUGGUAUCCUCCUGCAUGCUGUGAGUUGGAUAGCUUCUCUGCCUCAAUAGUCAAUGAAGGACCUUGUCUUAUACUCUUCACAGAAAUUGAAGAAGGUGAUGAUGAUGAAUAUUCACGCAAAGCUUUAGAGAUGAUGAAACCUGUAGCUGAGGAGAUCCGAGCGGCUGAAGAAGCAAAAGGCAAAGAACCUGCUUGCAAGUUCAUUGUUGCAGGGGAUGACGAUAUGGUGGAGAGCCUUCAGCAGUUUCUGAGCAUUGCCGAUGAGAGCCUUCCAAUGCUUGCACUUCUCAACAUACCCAGGGAACAAGUGUCGUGUUGUGAGGGGAAAGAAAUCACCCCAGACCUCAUCCGGGAAUACUACCACAAGUUUGUCAGUGACGAGCUGGAAUGGACGUCCUUAUCGUAACCCAAGAGAGAAGAAGGAACAAGACAUAGGGGUUGUUCCAUAAAGCCUUGUUCAGGCAUCUUGCAUCAAUGAUCAGCAAGAUUUUGUGUACGAAGUCCAGGAGAUAUAUGUGGUACAAAAGAAUUGUUGUAGAAGCAAGCGACUUAUUCUGUGGACCAAUAGAAUUCUGUAGAGUUUAGUGCAAAAUUCAGACAAGGUUGCACAAAAAAUCUGUCUUGAGUUAUGUGGACAAACUCAUGACAUCAUAAUAAAAUGAUUAUGAUGUGAUGGGUUUGUUCAUGGAGUUUCAGACUACAUUUUGAGACUUGUAGCAUGUAAUGUUCUUUUAUUAGCAUAAUAGAUACCAUUUGUCUCACCAAGGAGAUAUCACCUCUUUGGUCUCACCAUGUAAGGACACUAAAGAAAAAUGUUGCUGAGCUUUUUGUCACAUCAUAUCUGAAUGAGGCUGAUAGCUGUUUAUAAGACUACACAUAGCUUUUUGAAUGACUUGAUUAUGAAGUGCCAAGUGAGAGGUGAAAUAUUUCUAUGAUCUUUUUAGUGUGACUUUAUGUAAUUGGAUCUAAAUGAAAUAGUGAAAAAUAAAAGAUUUUUACAUUACUGUCAAACAAUUGUUAAUUAAUUAUUUCUGUCUUUAGCUGAUGUGAUUUGGCUUUUCAUAAUCAAGUCAUUACGUUUUGAACAACACUAU
This is a messenger RNA of Lytechinus pictus (painted urchin), 1654 nucleotides long. RefSeq names its product nucleoredoxin-like. The record is from RefSeq and is a predicted model, not a curated record. The coding region runs from base 1 to 966 and encodes 321 amino acids. NCBI's taxonomy places the organism in Eukaryota, Metazoa, Echinodermata, Echinoidea, Temnopleuroida, Toxopneustidae. Gene Ontology annotation, molecular function: thioredoxin-disulfide reductase (NADPH) activity. Gene Ontology annotation, biological process: negative regulation of Wnt signaling pathway; negative regulation of protein ubiquitination. Gene Ontology annotation, cellular component: nucleus. The transcript is spliced from 8 exons.